This is a messenger RNA of Pristis pectinata (smalltooth sawfish), 5104 nucleotides long. RefSeq names its product volume-regulated anion channel subunit LRRC8D-like. The transcript is spliced from 4 exons. Gene Ontology annotation, molecular function: protein binding. The coding region runs from base 450 to 2924 and encodes 824 amino acids. Lineage: Eukaryota; Metazoa; Chordata; Chondrichthyes; Rhinopristiformes; Pristidae. The record is from RefSeq and is a predicted model, not a curated record.
UAGGGGCCCCGACCCGGGGGUCUGUGCCGCAGUGGGGAGGGCGGCUCCAGCCCGUGUGCCCGGCGGGGAGCAGGUGUUGGUUUGGUCAGGGCGCAGUCGUUGCCCUUUGGCCCCUGGAGCGACCAGUUGCUCAGGCCGGGUUCCUCACCAGAAUGAAGGAGCUCCGAGUUGUAUAGCAUGGAAACGGGCCACCUGGCCAGCCAUCCACACCGACCAGUGGGCACCUAGCACUUAACGACCAGCAUCCAAGCACUCGACCCGGAUCCUUCAAUGCCCAGCUGAUUCCAGUGCUGUCAGUGACUGUGCCUCCAGCAAUCUCUCUGGCAGUGUGUUCCAGGUAUGUGUGUGGAUACUUGACGGUAGCUGGGUUUACCACUGGACUGGAGCUUUAACCUGGAAUCUUCCAUCCAUUUGGUACUCCAGCAGAAAGCCCACUCCAAUCUUCAUACAUGAUCACUCUGACAGAGCUUGCCACUCUCUCAGAGAGUCAGCCCACUCAUCGACUUCUCAAACCUUGGUGGGACGUUCUAAUGGACUAUUUUGUAGUGGUUAUGUUGAUGGUGUCCCUCCUGUCAGCCACCUUGCUCAUUUCUAACGAUAAAGUUGCAUGUUUACCUUGCAACAAUGUGCACAGUCUGAACACCACGUUGAGAUGUUCCAUCCCUAAAACAGAAGCUUCCGAGAAGACCCACAGUGUGAACCAAAAUGGUUCCAGUUCCUCGGGAAUAACGGGAGAACCUUCAGGAUCCUCAUCAGGUCGAAUUAAGAGCACAAAAGUAGGAGGUCAUAAAACAAACUUGGAUUACCAGCAGUAUGUUUAUAUCAGUCAGGUCUGUUACCAGAAGGCCUUGCCGUGGUAUUCCAAGUACUUCCCUUAUGUAGCCCUUGUCCACUCCAUCAUCCUGAUGAUCAGUGGCAAUUUCUGGUUCAAAUUCCCAAAAACCUCCUCCAAGGUAGAGCAUUUUGUCGCCAUUCUGGGCAAGUGUUUUGAGUCACCUUGGACCACCAAAGCGGUUUCUGAGACUGCCAAUGAAGACUCUGAAAACAGCCAAUAUCGGACUAAAAUGUUCAAGUCAGUGACACCGGAGCCCAGUGAGAACUCUGACACUUGUUCCUCAUUGACUUCCUGCCCCGAAGUGACCUUUGAGCCUCCUGUCACUGGAUCGCCCUCGAUGAACAUCCUGGAUAAGCAGGACGGUGAACAGGCCAAGGCUCUCUUUGAGAAGGUCCGCAAGUUCCGGGCUCACACCGAGGAUGGAGACCUGAUCUACAAAUUCUAUGUCGGUCAGACAGUUGUGAAGGCUUUAAAAUUCAUGAUCAUUCUGAGCUACACAUUUACCUUUGUCAACUCAAUCACAUUUGAACAUAUCUGCAAGCCCAAGAUCAAAAAUGUCACUGGCUACUCUGUUUUCUUCUGCACUCAUAGUAUGGCCUACAUGCUGCAGAAGCUCCUCAUCACCUAUAUCAUUCUGAUCGCACUCUAUGGGUUGGUGUGUCUCUACACAUUGUUCUGGCUGUUCCGAGGUUCAUUGAAAGAAUAUUCCUUUGAGAAGGUGCGUGAGGAGAGCAAUUUCAGUGACAUUCCCGAUGUUAAGAAUGACUUUGCUUUUUUGUUGCACAUGGUAGACCAAUAUGACCAACUCUAUUCCAAGAGGUUUGCCAUUUUUCUGUCCGAAGGCUGUGAGAGCAAACUACUGGAGAUGAACCUUAACCACGAGUGGACUUAUGAGAAGCUGAGGCAGCACGUGUCCAAAAACAGCCAAGGGAAGCUUGAACUGCAACUCUUCAUGUUGUCUGGAAUUCCAAAAGCUGUCUUUGACAUGACUGAUCUGGAAGUCCUGAAGCUGGAGCUGGUUCCUGAUGUGAAGCUGCCAGCUAAAAUUUCCCAGAUGGCAGCUCUGAGGGAGCUCUAUCUUUACCAUUGCCCUGCAAAGGUUGAUCAAAUUGCCUUCAAUUUCCUUAGAGAUCAUCUUCACAUCUUGCAUGUCAAAUUCACUGAUAUUGGUGAGAUCCCUCUAUGGGUAUACUCGCUUAAAAACCUGGUAGAACUGCAUCUUUCUGGUAAUCUGAAUUCCGAAACCAACAAGGCCAUUGGGCUGGAGUCCCUGAAGGAAUUGAGGCACCUCAAAAUACUCAUCCUGAAGAGCAACCUCUCUAAAAUUCCCUCCAAUGUCAUGGAACUUGCUGCUCACUUGUCUAAGUUGGUCAUUCAGAACGAUGGCACAAGGUUACUGGUCCUCAAUAAUUUGAAGAAGUUAGCCACUCUGUCUGAGCUUGAGCUGCAGAACUGUGAGCUUGAGAGAAUCCCACAUGCAGUAUUCAGCCUUGCUAACCUUCAGAAACUGGACUUGAAAUCCAAUAACAUUCAAACCGUUGAGGAGAUUGUUAGUCUCCAGCACCUCAAACGGCUGUCAUGUCUCAAACUUUGGCACAACUCCAUCAUCUCCAUUCCAACAACCAUCAGUCUCAUCAAAAACCUUGAGCAGCUUUUCCUAAACAACAACAAACUGGAGUCCUUGCCUAGUGCUCUCUUCACCCUGAGAAAGCUGAGGCACCUGGAUCUCAGCCACAAUCUGCUCACAACUAUCCCCCUAGACAUUCAAUUACUCCAGAACCUGCAGCAUUUCUCCAUCACAAAAAACAAGAUUGAAACCCUGUCUGUUCAACUGUUCCAGUGCCUAAAACUAAAGACUUUACAUCUGGGCCAAAACUGCAUCACUUGCAUUCCCCCUGAAAUUGGACAGCUGACACAACUCACGUACCUGGAACUGAAAGGUAAUCACUUGGAGAGACUUCCAGCUGAGAUUGGCCACUGCGUGUUACUGAAGAAGACUAAUCUCGUUGUUGAGGAUAUUUUGUUUGAUUGUCUCCCCACUGAGGUCAAAGAUAAUCUCACAGAACAAGACUUUAUUUCUGCUGCUUAAUUUGCCUCUGUAGAUUUGUAGUGGGGAAUUUCUAUCCUUGAAUCGACUGCCAAGUGCUACAACUCUUUCAAGAUUUUUAAGUCACCUAAAAUUCACUAAAAAGAGUUGAGUCCCAAAGUAAAAACUCCACUGGUUUGGAAAAUGAACUGCUAAUUUGAAUUGGCACUAAUUCAGAGAGCCAAAAGCAAAAUAUUGCAGAUGCUGGGAAUCUGAAAUAAAACACUGGAAUUACUCAGCAGGUCAGAACUCUGCAAGCCAUCGACUUGAGAUAGAGAAGCAAGAAAAACUACAGAUGCUGGAAUCUGGCAAAUAAGCAAACUGCUGGAGGAACUUGGUGGGUCAAGCAGCAUCUGAUGCAGGGUCGUGACCUGAAAUGUUGACCAUCCCUCUGCUUCCACAGAUGCUGGCUGACCUGCUGAGUUUCUCCAGCAGUUUCGCAUCAACUUGAAAUAUUAACUCUUUCUCUCUCCUCAGAUGCUCUCUGACCUGCUAUGUCCUUUUGGUACUUUCUGUUUUAUUGCUAAUUCAGUUAUGUCACUUAAAUGCUUCAAAGCUAAAACUUUUGUAAAGGCCAUUGGUUUAUGUGCAGCAGGCAGUACUCACUGAGGCCUGGGGUGAUGUACACCAUCAGUGCAGGGUCACCAAUCUGUGCAUUUGAUCUCUGGAAGCUCAGUCUGUAGGAGACGGGUUCUGACAUUCAAGAGGGGUGGGGGGGGGGGGGGGGGUGUGGAAUCUAGUUAUUCACAUCAGCUCAAUGUGAACAGAGAGAGAGACGGGGAAAAUCACAAGAGAUAUACAACACAGAGGAAUAGUCUGUGUGACAGGAUGAGUGCAAUUGAUUAUAAGUUUUAGGAGCAAAGAACUGCAGAUACAGAAAGUGCUAGGAAUGUGCAGACAUGCAUAUGUACUUAAAGUCACGCACAUGCAUGUACAGCCACGCCUCAACGUCAGGCAGCAUCUGUGGAGUGAGAAAUAUUUCAGGUUGAUGGCUCACAAGAGGUCAUCACCCCAAAAUGUUAACCAUUUCUCUCCCCACAGAUACUGCCUGACUUGCUGAGUAUUUUCAACAUUAUUUUUAUUUCAGUUAUCCAGAGUCUAUGGUAUUUUUUCCAAACUGCACUCGUCUCUGUUUCUCCAUUUUGCACACCUGUCUGUUUUGCUCUUUUUCUCUUCCUCUGUUCUGCAGGCAUCACUCUGUCCCAUUGUUCUCUGUUUUACACUCUCACACUCUUCUUUCUCUCACUAUUUUGUGACCUGUAACCCAAAUCUUCAGAAAGACAUUUAAUAUUUAAAAACCAGAAACUGCUAACGAGAUCCUACAUGUGUGGAGAGAAUGAGCAAGCUGUAGUUUUGGGGCAAAUGUUGUCUUAUCAGAACUGGAAGGUGUAAGUAACAAGUAGUGUCUGAAGGGGAACAGAGCCACUCUAAUCACAGACUUAACCUGUGUUUCAACCUGCAGUUGAGUUUGUUUUAAUACAUCCCAUCAGGGUCAGAGAAGCUGUUUCAUUGCAGCAGAACAUGCAGGAUUUCAACUUGGGCAGAUGGAGUUUGAUGGUUGGACUGCACCCUUUUAGUCACCUUGUUUAAAAAGAAAUCAACAUUUUGGUGAACAAGUGGUGAUCACUUAAAUUGGGCUGAUAACCAGAGUAAGUGGGAGGUGAAUAAUUGUACAGUUAUUACUUGAAUGAUAUGAUUGAGAUUGGUCAUCUCGCACAGCAUGAUUUAAUUAUGAUGGUCUGUCAUUGUGACAAAACAUUGAUUAAACUAAUUAAGCAAAAAAUUGGCAAUAGGAUGAAACAAAACUUAAUAGUCUUGGGGAGAACAAGUUGUUCUGAUUAUUGAUUUGGGCAAAGUGUGAUCAAUGAUGAUGAAAGAAUUUAGGAGGCAGUAUGUUGAUAAUUUCAGGCAUGGUGUUUAAAGCUGAGAGAUUCUUGGAAUUGGUUUGAGAUUGAAGACCACAUGAAGUUUUCUGGAUUUUGAUCUUCUAUAUGCAACUCUUCUACAAACAGAGGCAGCAAAUAAUCACACUGAAAUACAUGAUGCACCAAGGGAAGGGGGAGAAUCCGUUUCACCAGCAAACCUGCUGUAGCCAGGGUAUAUGUCUCAUCAGUGGAUUUUCAAAUGUUUAUCUGUAUGUGAUUUUUAUCUGGAAAUAAAUUGAAAGUAGAAUUUAGCCUUGA